Molecule: messenger RNA, 2823 nt
Organism: Myripristis murdjan (pinecone soldierfish)
Lineage: Eukaryota; Metazoa; Chordata; Actinopteri; Holocentriformes; Holocentridae
Gene: ndrg3a
Product: ndrg family member 3a
Exons: 15
Coding region: 459-1574 (371 amino acids)
Source: RefSeq, a predicted model, not a curated record
UCUCCUCCCCAUCUGUCUCUUUUUCCUGCUCGCUCUCCCACCUCUUGCCUCUCCCUCUCUCUCUCUCUCUCGCCCUCUCUCUUUCUCUCUCUGCAUCUUAUCCACCUGCCCCUCCCAGCUUUCAUUCAGAUUAUUUGCUCAUCUCCUCUUUACUCCCUCUGCUGUGUCUCUGUCUCUCCUCCCUCUCCUCCCUCUUGCUGCUGCUCAAGCCGGCUGCUGUAACUUCCCUCUGCCGCUGUCAGGAGGUGCAGCUAAUCCUUGUGUCUCUUCCCAAGCUCCUCUGUCUCUCUGUCUGUCUCUUUGUCUUUUUCCUAGUCACUCUCUCACUUUGCCUCACCCUACAUCCGUCACUCCCUUGCUCCCACCCACCCGCCCACCCUCCCUCCUUGUGGAGAUCUUCAAAGCUGCCCAGCACACACGUACAUAGCAUAACACACUCCUCUCCUGCGUGGGAAAACAUGUCAGCUAUUCUGGACCUGGACCAGAUUGCAUGCUCUGGGAAUGGAGUGGAGCAUGACAUCGAAACUCCCCAUGGUGUUCUCCAUGUGACUAUGAGGGGCGUUCCCAAGGGCAACAGACCUGUCAUCCUCACCUACCACGACAUUGGUCUCAACCACAAGUCGUGCUUCAACACCCUGUUCAACUAUGAGGACAUGCAGGAGAUCACGCAGCAUUUCGCUGUGGUCCACGUGGAUGCUCCUGGCCAGCAGGAGGGUGCACCUCCCUUCCCCAGCGGCUACCAGUACCCAACCAUGGAUGAGUUGGCUGAGAUGCUGCCCUCUGUGAUGACUCAGCUCAAGGUUAAUAGUGUGAUCGGCAUUGGCGUGGGAGCAGGAGCUUACAUCCUCACUCGCUUUGCACUGAACAACCCCACCCUGGUGGAGGGCCUGGUGCUGAUCAAUAUAGACCCAUGUGCUGAGGGCUGGAUUGACUGGGCGGCUUCCAAGCUGUCUGGAUGGACCAGUAACCUGGUGGACAUUGUCAUGGCCCACCACUUCAGCACUGACGAGCUGACAGAGAACCAGGAGCUGAUCCAGACCUACCGCCUCCACAUUGCCCAGGACAUCAACCAGGACAACCUGGCGCUCUUCUGUGGCUCCUACCAAUACCGCCGGGACCUGGAGAUAGAGAGGCCAAUUGUAGGUCUGAAUGAGGACACGGUCAACACACUAACGUGCCCUGCACUGCUUGUGGUUGGAGACACAUCACCUGCUGUUGAGGCUGUGGUGGAAUGCAAUUCCAGGUUAAAUCCAACCAAAACCACACUGCUAAAGAUGGCUGAUUGUGGAGGUUUGCCCCAGGUUGUGCAGCCUGGCAAACUUGCUGAGGCCUUCAAGUAUUUUGUUCAGGGCAUGGGCUACAUUCCCUACGUUCUUCUCAGUCACCUGAGCAACGAAUCAGUGCCGUCAGCAGGAAUGACUCGUUUGGCCCGCUCCCGCACCACCUCCUCCUCCAGCAUCACCUCCAUGGACAGUAGCCGCAGCCGCAACAACCUCAAUAGCCUGCUGGAGGGAAGCACCACCGGGGCCCUGGACAGCCAGGCCGGGCCCCAGACCAUGGAGGUCUCCUGCUAAAUCAACACCAACCCCCACACGUCCUCUCCUCCUCCUCCUUCCCUCAGUAACUUAAAUGUAUCUCUCUUUCUCUCUCUCUCUCCUCUCUCUCUCUCUCUCUCUCUCUCUCUCUCUCUCUCUCUCUCUCUCUCUCAUCCCACUCCUAAGCUACUCAACGCCAGGAGGAUCUGUAAUGAAUUGUGUGAUAGAUAUGAGGAUGUAAUAAAUAUAUUAACAGAUGCAUAUUAUUAAAUAUUAUAUCAAGUACACUGUCAGAGUCACAUUCCUAUAGGGACAGGAAGAAAGGUUAUUAUAUACAGACGUUCUGUAUAUUCAAGUGGGUUAAUGGUGUGAUUGAUUCAGCUGUUUCUUUUGUUUUUUUCCACUCUGUGCGUGCAUGUCUUAUGCAGACAGAUCUGGAGACGUCGACUUAGUCAUUGUGUCUCUCUCUUUUUUAUUUUGUUCCAGUAAUGGCCUUUUUUUUGUCGUGUAUUUAUUUUUGUUUUCACCAUGUGUAUUUGUGUUGAAUGUUUGUUUGUUUUUUUUCAUUCCCAGAGAGAUAAUUUGUCCUUACAUGCACUGUAGCCCAGAAACAAAAUACUCCCUGUUCUCUUGUCUACAUAACAUGUAAAAAUAAUAUUAAUUUCACGGUACACUUCAACCAUUUCAGCUCAUCUCGCAUGUUGUGAACUCUAAACAAAUGCCUGCAUUGAUUGUGUGGCAUUGUUUGUCUGUGUGUGUUUUUAUUCAGAAAUAUUCCUUGCUGCACUGUUUUAGUCACCAAGUGAUAGCUCAACCUAGGUGCAGAAAUGGGAUUGCAGUCUGUUUGUUUGUUUGUUUUUUCAUUCAUUUCCAUAAUGACAGGCAAAGAGAUCUGAGUGAAGCACUGACACUAAUACUGCAUACUGGCUUUAGUAGAGCUAAACCUGCUUUCAUUAAAGCCUUGGAGAGAGCUGCAUUUUAAAGAAGACAGUGCUGUGGAGGCCAAUGUGUAGAAUCUGUCACUUCUCAUUACUGUCUAUAUUUUGGUUUCUUUUGUAAUUGAGUUUAUUGGUUUCUAUCUGUUUUUUUUUUCUGUUUUGCAUUAAUAUUUUUGUUCAGUUGAAUAGACCUAUUCAAUCAUUCAGUCACAUUUAACAACCUGUAACAAGUGGGUUUUGAUGUGAAAAUGUGUUCAGUCCCUUCACUGAGGGGCCCAGUGGUGCUUCUCACUGUCUGCUGAUUCAGCUCAUUUAUACUACUACUGAAUAAAGCUAGAAGAAGACAAAUG